Dinoponera quadriceps is the source of this 1080-nucleotide messenger RNA. RefSeq names its product odorant receptor 4-like. The coding region runs from base 1 to 1080 and encodes 359 amino acids. Gene Ontology annotation, biological process: detection of chemical stimulus involved in sensory perception of smell; sensory perception of smell. Lineage: Eukaryota; Metazoa; Arthropoda; Insecta; Hymenoptera; Formicidae. Gene Ontology annotation, cellular component: plasma membrane. The record is from RefSeq and is a predicted model, not a curated record. The transcript has 6 exons. Gene Ontology annotation, molecular function: olfactory receptor activity; odorant binding.
AUGGCUUUGGGUACGGCUCAAAUCUUUCAGUACGGUUUCGUGAUCUACAACAAACGUGACAACUUUCCCGAGUUCAUAGACGGACUAAGCAGCGCGUUGGCAAACUCACUAUUCUUCAUCAAACUGAUUAUCCUGUGGGUCAAUCAACGAAAGUUUGGCGAUAUAUUGCGAAUAAUGACAGCGGAUUGGCAGGGUCACACUUCGAACCAACGAAGCAUGAGCAUAAUGAUGAAAACGGCAUUACUCGCACGCCGCAUGUCCAGAAUCAUCAUUUUCAUAAAUGUUUCUACCGUGUUGUUAUACUGCCUCGGGGUCCUUGCCGCUAAUGCGAGCGAUCCCGAGAAAUGGGAGCCUUACAAUCGGGAGCUCAUCCUGAAGAUGAAAUUCCCGUUCGAAAUUAGCACCCAUCCUAUCUACGUAGCUGUCACGGUGGUACAAUUCAUUCAUUUGGUGUUCGUCGGCUUCGGUAUUGGCUUUGUCAACACACUCCUCAUCAAUCUGGUACUCCAUAUCGAUGGUCAAAUCGACAUUCUUCAGGACUGGUUGAAGACAGCUUUCUCCAGAAAUGGAUCGAAACCGUCGAAGGAAAUUACAACACAACUGUUGAUUACGAAGCACCAGCAGAUUAUUAUUUUCUCGGAGAACAUCGAAAAUAUCUACACAUACGUCGCAUUUCUGAUACUAUUGUCGGAUACCCUGAUUAUUUGUUUCUUAGGAUUCGUCAUUGCCAUUUCACUCGAUAAGCCCAAUGCCGCGGUAAUAGUGGUGAAGUCUUUCAUGUUUUACGUCAUGAUGAAUCUGGAUGUAUUUAUAUACUGCUACGCCGGCGAGUAUCUGAGUGCUAAGAGCAAAAUGAUCGGCGACGCAGCGUACGAUUCUCUCUGGUACAACGUCGCUGCGAAAAACAGUCGGGUCGUGUUGUUCGUAGUUUUGAGGUCGCAAAAACGACUGACGAUUACGUGCGGGAAGAUCAUGGACCUCACUUUGAAGUGUUUCACUAGCAUUGUAAAGGCAUCGGCAUCAUAUGUCGGUGCUUUUGGCGAUGUACUGAGGGCGAAUAAUUUAUUGACAAUGCUGUAA